Alnus glutinosa is the source of this 3111-nucleotide messenger RNA. Its product is annotated as beta-adaptin-like protein A. Gene Ontology annotation, cellular component: clathrin adaptor complex; membrane coat. Lineage: Eukaryota; Viridiplantae; Streptophyta; Magnoliopsida; Fagales; Betulaceae. Gene Ontology annotation, biological process: intracellular protein transport; vesicle-mediated transport. The transcript has 11 exons. The record is from RefSeq and is a predicted model, not a curated record. Gene Ontology annotation, molecular function: clathrin binding. The coding region runs from base 166 to 2706 and encodes 846 amino acids.
CGAUUAUCAUUUUUCACAGAUUUUGCUGGCUUCAAACUUGGUCUGUACCAUCGCUCUUCAUCAUCGGUCAGAUCGAUCUCUCUAUGCACCGAGCCAGCUAAAGGAUUCGUAGAUCUCCGGUUCCGAACAGAUAGAACCGUAACUUGGGCUCAAUUCCGGUCGGCCAUGGCUCCUCCGGUGCAGUCUCAGCGGUCUCCCUCACCGUCUCAACCGUCCGGAAAAGGAGAAGUCUCCGACUUGAAAUCACAGCUCCGGCAGCUUGCGGGAAGCCGAGCUCCAGGCGUUGAUGAUUCAAAGCGGGAUCUCUUCAAGAAAGUGAUCUCCUACAUGACAAUUGGCAUUGAUGUCUCUUCUCUUUUCGGGGAGAUGGUGAUGUGCUCGGCAACAUCCGACAUUGUUUUGAAGAAGAUGUGUUAUCUCUAUGUCGGGAAUUACGCAAAAGUCAAUCCUGAUCUUGCACUUUUGACUAUCAAUUUCCUUCAAAGAGAUUGCAAGGAUGCGGACCCGAUGAUACGAGGGCUCGCGUUGAGGAGCUUGUGUUCACUACGAGUGGCAAAUCUUGUGGAGUAUUUGGUGGGGCCCUUGGGAUCAGGAUUGAAGGACAAUAGUGGUUACGUAAGAACCGUAGCAGUAAUGGGCGUUUUGAAAUUGUAUCAUAUAUCGGCUUCAACAUGUGUAGAUGCAGAUUUUCCUUCAAUACUAAAGGAUUUGAUGCUUAAUGACUCAGAUGCUCAGGUGGUCGCAAAUUGUUUAUCCGCCCUACAAGAGAUUUGGAGCUCAGAAGCAAGCACCUCUGAGGAAGCAUCCAGGGAGAGAGAAGGUUUGCUUAGCAAGCCAAAUGUUUACUACUUAUUGAAUCGGAUUAAGGAAUUUAGUGAAUGGGCCCAAUGUCUUGUACUUGAGUUGGUUGUUAAAUAUGUACCCUUAGAUAGCAGUGAGAUAUUUGACAUCAUGAAUCUACUUGAAGAUAGACUUCAGCAUGCAAAUGGUGCUGUAGUAUUGGCAACCAUCAAAGUGUUUCUACAGUUGACUUUGUCCAUGACUGAUGUUCAUCAGCAGGUAUAUGAACGUAUUAAAGCCCCUCUCUUAACCCUAGUGAGUUCAGGAAGUCCAGAGCAAUCAUAUGCGGUUUUAAGCCACCUGCAUAUCUUGGUGAUGCGUGCACCAUUUAUAUUUUCUUCAGACUACAAACACUUCUAUUGCCAGUACAAUGAGCCAUCUUAUGUCAAAAAAUUGAAGCUUGAAAUGUUGACCGCAGUGGCAAACGAGAGCAACACUUAUGAAAUUGUGACGGAAUUAUGCGAAUAUGCUGCAAAUGUUGAUAUUCCUAUUGCAAGAGAGUCAAUCCGGGCUGUUGGGAAAAUAGCACUGCAGCAAUAUGAUGUGAAUGCAAUUGUUGAUAGGCUUCUUCAGUUUCUGGAGAUGGAAAAGGACUAUGUGACUGCUGAAGCUCUGGUGCUUGUAAAAGAUCUGCUAAGGAAAUAUCCACAAUGGAGUCAUGAUUGCAUUGCAGUUGUUGGAAAUAUUAGCAGCAAAAAUGUUCAAGAACCCAAGGCCAAGGCAGCUCUUAUCUGGAUGUUGGGGGAAUAUUCUCAGGACAUGCAUGAUGCUCCUUAUAUAUUAGAGAGUUUAAUUGAAAAUUGGGAUGAAGAACAUUCUGAUGAGGUUCGCUUACAUCUUCUCACAGCAGUAAUGAAGUGUUUCUUCAAGAGGCCACCUGAGACUCAGAAAGCUUUGGCAGCUGCAUUGGCUGCAGGUCUUGCUGAUUUCCACCAGGAUGUUCAUGACAGAGCCUUGUUAUACUACAGGCUUUUGCAAUACAAUGUCUCUGUUGCAGAACGUGUGGUGAACCCUCCAAAGCAAGCUGUUUCAGUAUUUGCUGAUACUCAGAGCAGUGAAAUCAAAGACCGCAUAUUUGACGAAUUUAACAGUUUGUCUGUUGUGUACCAGAAGCCAUCCUACAUGUUUAUUGAUAAGGAACACCGUGGACCAUUGGAGUUUUCCGACGAACUUGGAAAUGUAUCCAUUGGCACAGAAUCAGCAGGUACUGUUGUUCCAGUUGUUCCAGUUGAGGCAAAUGACAAGGAUCUGCUUUUAAGUACUUCAGAGAAGGAGGAAAGUGGAGGUCCUAGUAACAAUGGAUCUGCAUAUAGUGCUCCUUCAUAUGAUGCUUCAUCUGUGUCUGCUGCUGCUUCACAAACGCUAUUAGAACUAGAAAUUUCAAACCCCACUGUACCAGGGCAUGCUUCACAAUCUAGCCUUGCGAUUGAUGACCUCCUUGGUUUAGGUCUACCAGUAGCACCUGCACCUGCACCUACUCCUUCAUCCCCUCCUUUGACGCUUAAUUCAAAAGCUGGUCUAGAUCCAAGCACUUUUCAGCAAAAAUGGCGCCAACUGCCAAUAUCAUUAUCACAGGAAUAUUCUGUUAGUCCUCAAGGAGUUGCAGCAUUGACAGCACCUCAAGCUCUCCUCCGGCACAUGCAAGGACAUUCCAUCCACUGCAUUGCAUCAGGUGGUCAAUCCCCUAACUUCAAGUUCUUCUUCUUCGCACAAAAAGCAGAGGAAUCAUCCACAUUUCUUGUAGAGUGUGUAAUCAACACGUCAUCCGCUAAAGCACAAAUGAGGAUCAAAGCUGAUGAUCAAAGUGUAUCCGAGGCCUUCUCAGCUUUGUUUCAAUCAGCUUUCUCCAAAUUUGGUAUGCCGUAAGGAUCUAAAUAUAUCUCUUUCAGGGCUCAACAGAAAAUAGGUUAUUUCCUAUGUUUAUAGAGGAAACUCCCCUCUCUCUUGGGAAGAAGCUGGAGAUGAAAUAAAAGAGUGGUAAAAGAGCCCUCCUCUUUAGCAGUAGAUCAGUUUAUGAUACAAUUGAAGAUUAGCUUUCUCCUUUCUUUUUCCAACCCACACCAUAGUUCCUGCAUUAACCAAACCCAACCUCUCUGGUCUGGACCUCCAUGCAGGGCAUUUUCUUCCAGGAACGCAAGUCAAUUGUUUGAGUUGUGCAGUUAGGCUAGUUUUUUUUUUUUUUUUUUUUUUUUGUAAGAAUUUUUCUUGUACCAUGAUGUGGAGCUGGGCCAAAGAGUUUUGUACUUUCUUGUAUCAAAAAUUUUCUGUUCU